This is a messenger RNA of Dissoconium aciculare CBS 342.82, 1737 nucleotides long. RefSeq lists its product as uncharacterized. The transcript has 2 exons. Gene Ontology annotation, biological process: endoplasmic reticulum unfolded protein response; retrograde protein transport, ER to cytosol. Gene Ontology annotation, cellular component: endoplasmic reticulum lumen. Bases 1 to 1737 code for a protein of 578 amino acids. The record is from RefSeq and is a predicted model, not a curated record. Lineage: Eukaryota; Fungi; Ascomycota; Dothideomycetes; Mycosphaerellales; Dissoconiaceae.
AUGAAGCACCUUUUUGCGCUUCCGGCGCUCCUUCGUUCGGCUUCACUGCUCGUGGCCGCUUCUCCACGUUCAUUCAGCGUCAACGACGACGUGCUCGCAUUUCCACAGUAUGACAUUCAUUUCUCCGAAGAUUGGACAUCAGAACAUGACGCGAAUGUUCGACUUCAAAAUUCACGAAACCCACAUGCAGGCCAUGUCGCGCGAGACGACCAACACAAUCUCGAUGGAGAAUCCUCACAAAUCGGCCAGUACAACCCACCCCCCGCGAAAGACGAAUCUACAAAGGACACCGCGCAAGCCACAACGGAGUUCGAUUAUGAGUAUAUGGUUAUGGAAGGCCAGCGCUGGCUAUGUGCGCUCCCACGACAGGUGCCUGAACAGAAAACGGCGCUACCAAAUGGAACCGUGGCAUUGAAUGCCACACAAGCGCGAUUGGACGAGGAGAAAGAGCUGGCACGGGCGGCGACCCACGGAUGGGAGCUAUUGGACGGUAUGCAAGGGAAUUGUAUCUAUUACAACACCGGGUGGUGGAGUUAUCGCUUCUGCUAUAAUCAAGGCGUCAAGCAAUUCCACCAAUUGCCUCCGUCCGGAUCUGUACCGAAAUACCCUCCUCAAGAGGAUCCAGGCGUGGUUGGCUUCGUACUAGGCGCGUAUAGCAAGAAGGACAAGCAAGAUCGUGAAGGAGGGAAAGCAGCGCGAGCGACGAUUGAGUCAACGGGUGAAAGCGCUGUGGAGAAGAGUCUGGGAUCCUCGAUGAAAGUGCAGAGUCAGCCUGGGUACGGAGAGCUCGUCCAGCAUGGCGACUCGACAUAUCUCGUUCAGAAGCUAUCAGGAGGUACAAUAUGCGAUCUUACUGGGAAGGAUCGGAAGAUCGAGGUGCAGUUUCAUUGCAACCCACAGGUUUUAGACCGCAUCGCGCUCAUCAAGGAGACAAGUACGUGUGCGUACCUGAUGGUGAUCCACACAUCACGGCUGUGCAAGGAUGUCGCGUUUCAGCCGCCGCAAAAGGACCAUCCGAAUCCAGUUUCAUGCUCUCCCAUCCUCGCCGAUGACGAGGUGGAAGAGUACAAGAGCAAUCUCGCCACAUUGCGGGCUGCAGCGGAGAUAGCCAAAGCAGCGGCUGCCGCAGCUGCUGACAUACCAGAGGCACUCUUCACAAACGGCGAAGACCCAGCCGCACAGAGCAAGAUGAUCAUGGUCGGCGACAUCAUCCUCGGCGCACAUGAGAUUGUGCCGCCCGGGUAUGAGAUUGAGAAAUCUGCCAUUGUCGGAGGAGGAAAGGAGAUUUACGUCGAUACGCUGGUCUCUUCAACAGGCUCGCGUGUCUUGAACAAAGCGCAGUUGGAAAAAUUGGGAAUCAAAAAGCCUGAUCAAAUCGAGCAUGUGGAGAAACUCGUGAAACAGCUCGAGAGAGCGGCAGAUGGCCGACCUUGGAGACUAGAUGUGUUCGACACACCGCGGGGCCGGGAGUUCAUUGGUAUUCAUGGUGAAGAGGCCCCAUCGCAGAGCGGGGACGAUUCUGCACAGAAGGAAAAAGAUGUUGAUCGAGGAAAGCAGAAGAAUCAUAAUGAUGCGCAAAAGGCGAAGCAACAUAUGGCUACGACGACUACGACUACGACGGUAACGGCUGCGACGACGACGUAUGUUACGUUGCCACAGGCAAAUGAGAAGCAGAAGAAGCAGAAGAAAGCCAAAGAUGAAGGUAGUGAGGAGGAAUUCUUUCGUCAGGAGUUAUGA